Messenger RNA from Prorocentrum cordatum, 597 nucleotides. NCBI's taxonomy places the organism in Eukaryota, Dinophyceae, Prorocentrales, Prorocentraceae. The record is from the annotation of a GenBank genome assembly.
AUGCCGACUGCCGCUGGCGCCAUCUCGAUGGCGCCGCCGCCCUCACAGGACGAGCUCAAGAAGCAGGUCGGAUACAAGGCGGUGGACGACUACGUGCGCAGCGGCAUGGUUGUCGGGCUGGGCACUGGUUCCACGGCCUACUUCGCCGUGGAGAGAGUUGGCCAGAAGCUGAAGUCGGGGGAGCUUAAGGACAUCGUGGCCAUUCCGACCUCCAAGCGCACCAGAGAGCAGGCAGAGGGUCUGGGCAUCCCUCUGGCCACGAUGGACAGCCACCCGGUCGUGGAUGUGGCGAUCGAUGGAGCCGACGCCGUGGACCCCGCCCUGAACUUGAUCAAGGGCGGCGGCGGCGCUCACUUCCGGGAGAAGAUUGUGGAGGCCUCCGCCAGAACAUUCGUGGUCAUCGUGGACGAGAGCAAGUUGUUUUCAGGACCGGGAGGCUUGGGCCGGGGUUCCCCCUGCCGGUGGAGAUCGUGCCUUUCUGCCACGAGCACACCGCCAGGCAGAUCGAGGCGCUGCCCGCACUGGCUGGCGCCCGGGCCGUGCUGCGCAGGGGCUCCGCGGCCAGCAACAAGCGGGACGGCGACGAGCCAGCCGUAA